This is a messenger RNA of Pangasianodon hypophthalmus (striped catfish), 2325 nucleotides long. It is a transcript of the gene slc7a9, whose product is annotated as solute carrier family 7 member 9. The record is from RefSeq and is a predicted model, not a curated record. The transcript has 14 exons. Gene Ontology annotation, cellular component: membrane. Gene Ontology annotation, biological process: amino acid transmembrane transport. Gene Ontology annotation, molecular function: L-amino acid transmembrane transporter activity. The coding region runs from base 224 to 1690 and encodes 488 amino acids. Lineage: Eukaryota; Metazoa; Chordata; Actinopteri; Siluriformes; Pangasiidae.
ACAAGUCUUAACGUGAGCAGCCUAAACUCCACCUCUUUUUAUCAGACAUAAAGAGGAGGAUGGAUCAGAACUAAGGAGAUGACAAACCCGUACAUGUGCGGACCAUCAAAGUGCACAAUUUAAUGAAGUCUGCUCUAAGAUUCAUCUGCAGUCAUUUAUAAAAGGCUUAUUUCUGCACCUUUAACCAUAACAUAGACAUUUCAUCUGUCACAGAGCAUACGCGAUGGAUAAAAUGGACAAUGGUGGCAUCACAGAUAAUACAGAUUCCCAAAACAAACUGAACACGGAAGUCAAAGCUACUGUUCUACAAAAGGAUGUGGGUCUAGUAAGUGGGAUCUGCUUGAUCGUGGGGACAAUGAUUGGCUCGGGAAUCUUCAUCUCUCCCAAGGCUGUGCUGGAGGAAACAGGAGCAGUGGGACCAUGCCUGUGUGUGUGGGCAGCAUGUGGUGUGCUGGCUACUCUUGGGGCUCUUUGCUAUGCUGAGCUUGGCACCAUGAUAACAAAGUCAGGUGGUGAGUACCCGUACCUGAUGGAGAGUUUUGGACCCAUUCUUGCCUACCUUUACUCCUGGACGACCAUCUUAAUACUGAAGCCUUCAUCAUUGGCCAUCAUUGCCCUCAGCUGUGGAGAAUAUGCCUCUACGCCUUUUUACCCAGGGUGCACCCCGCCUGUGAUUAUCAGCAAAUGCCUGGCUGCUGCCUCCAUCUUGUUGCUUACAGUUGUGAACUGCUUAAGUGUGAAGCUGUCUAGCUAUGUGCAGAAUUUCUUCACUGCAGCCAAACUACUUAUCAUUGUCAUCAUAGUGGUUUCAGGCAUCGUUAUGCUGGCCAAAGGAAACACACAGAAUCUGCAAAAUGCAUUUGAAGGAGGAACAACUUCAUUUGGGGCAAUCGGACUUGCAUUUUACAAUGGUCUUUGGGCGUAUGAUGGAUGGAAUCAGCUGAACUUCAUUACAGAAGAGCUCAAAGAUCCAUAUAGGAACCUUCCCUUGGCCAUUGUCAUCGGGAUUCCUUUAGUGUCAGUGUGCUAUGUGUUGGUCAAUAUUGCAUACUUUAGUGUAUUGACACCUACAGAACUACUUCAGUCUUCUGCUGUUGCUGUGACCUUUGGGGACAGAGUGCUGUACCCAUUGUCAUGGGUGGUGCCGUUGUUUGUGGUCUUCUCCACUUUCGGAGCUGCUAAUGGAAGCUGCUUUACAGCUGGAAGGCUGACUUAUGUGGCUGGACGUGAAGGACACAUGGUGAAGAUUCUUUCCUAUAUCAGUCUGAAACAUUAUACCCCUGCACCAGCACUCAUCUUUAAUGCACUUUUGAGUGUCUGCUAUGUAAUUCCAGCAGACAUCAACUCUCUCAUUAACUACUUCAGCUUUGCUCAGUGGGCUUUCUAUGGGCUUACUGCCCUCUCUCUCAUCGUCAUGCGCUUCACAAAAAAAGAGUUACACAGACCUGUGAAGGUGCCCAUAGUUAUCCCUGCUGUGGUGGUGGUUGUUGCCUGUUACCUGGUUUUGGCUCCAAUCAUUGAGAAACCUGAGAUUGAGUAUCUGUACUGCGCAGUGUUCAUCUUGAGUGGACUGAUUAUUUACUUUCCCUUUGUGUACUACAAGUUUGGCUGGACCCGCAAAAUCAUGACUCCCCUCACCAUGCAUCUUCAGCUGCUAAUGGAAGUUGUACCACCAGAGAAGAUAGAGUGAAGAAUAUCAUCAAUAAAAGGACCAGAUACUAUCAUCCGAUGACUGAUUAGUAAUAAUAUUGUUUCAGACUUUUAAAAGGGAAUCAUUUAAAAAGUUAUGACGCUAACUGCCAAGGCAUUUUUCUGAUUAGAUUCAUGGGCCUUAUUUAUCAAUCUUUUAGUAAAUUUGUGUGUAAAUGUUUGCAUAGGCUAAACUGAAGAAAGAUUUUCCACUGGAUUUACAGAAGUUUCAGAAACACAGAUUUUUUAAUAUUUGUUUUAUGUUGAUCAUACAUAAGGUGCAAAGCUCAUUUGCAUUUCAAGAUUCAAGAUUCAAAGAACUUUAUUAAUCCCAGGGGGAAAUUGCCUAAAUUUAGUGAUGCCCAUAAAACUCCAAAAAAGUUCAAGUGCACAGAGGGCUGGAGACACGAGAAGACUACUAAACAGGGAAAGAUAAAGCAGAAAUGCAGAAGUGGAAGUUAUUCUGACUUUUUAAUGCCAAAAAAAAGCAAUGCAACAGCACCAGAACAGGUCAAAAUCUAGAGACAAAUUUCAAAAAAGGUGAAUUAGGUGUCAAUUAAAUGAGGUGAAAAAAAAAAUGGACGAGAAAACAGGAUCUACACUGUACCCAGAUGAUCAUGGACACCAAGAAUGUGA